UAAUGAUGAAUUUCAAUUGGCCUAUAAAAGGGCAGCAAUAAAAUUGAAGUUUAGUCAUUAUUUUCAAGACAUGGCGGCAUUGCCAAUUAACACCAAGGUGGUGGUGUUACUUGUUUUAGGCAUAUCCAUGGUUAUGUUUACCAUCCCUGCAGGCAAAGCAGAUGAUGGACUCAAACAAACCAUUUUGUCUGUCUAUUUCCACGACCACUCCUCCGGCAGUCCGGACUCCACUGUCCGUGCAGUUGUCGGCUUUCCUGGCAAGCUCUGGAACUUAACCCAAUUCGGGACUUUGUUUGUUUCCGAUGAUCCCUUAACCGAAGGCCCCGACCCUGAAUCAGCCCCUGUCGGACGAGGCCAAGGCAUAUUUGUCACAACAAGUUUGGAUGGUGUCAACACUCAUGUCUCCCUUUCGAUUGUCUUCACUAAUGAGGCCUACAAUGGAAGCACCAUCCAGGUACAAGGCAAUAGUGACCAAAUGAAGGCGGUUAGAGAAUAUGGUGUGGUUUCCGGGACUGGCAAGUUUCGAUAUGCCAGCGGCUAUGUUACUUUCGAGAAUUUUUCGUUUAAUAGCUCGAUUUCGUAUGCUGUUAUUCGUUGCAACAUUUCAAUCCAUCACUAUUAAUAAUCAUAUUUCAAAGUGAUAAAGAGGAGUCAAGAGAGUACUUAUCUUUUUCUAUUUUAUCAAAA
This is a messenger RNA of Gossypium arboreum, 687 nucleotides long. RefSeq names its product dirigent protein 1-like. NCBI's taxonomy places the organism in Eukaryota, Viridiplantae, Streptophyta, Magnoliopsida, Malvales, Malvaceae. The coding region runs from base 71 to 622 and encodes 183 amino acids. The transcript has a single exon. The record is from RefSeq and is a predicted model, not a curated record.